AUGCGGUUUCUCUCGUACGUGCCGUUCGUGCGCGCCGUGCGCUGGAAGCCGUGUGCACGCGGCGCGGCAACGGCGGCGCGUCUGCUCGUCGUCGUUGUCGUGGCGAUGCUCGUCUGGCACGGGAUGCUGUCGGUCAUCUACGUUCCUAAGCUUGUUAGCGACGCGCGCAACGUCAGCGGAUACUUUCACAUCCCCGUGCGCAUGCUCCGCGGCGACGGCCUCCACUUCAUCCUCGACCACCCGCAGACGUGCGGCGGCGGAAGACGCCUUCACGUGGUGGCGCUGAUCGUUAGCGCACCGCGUAACCACGCCAACCGCGACACCAUCCGCGCGACGUGGGGCGCGGCGCUGCGGCGGCGUCACGGCGACGACGACCCCAGCGCGUUCCUAUUCGUCCUCGGCGACCCGCGCAACGCGAGCCUGCAGGCGGCGCUCGCCGACGAAGACCGCCGCCACGGCGACCUCAUCCAGGCAGACUUCAUAGACAGCUACUUCAACAUGACACUGAAGCAUCUGGUCGCGCUGCGCUGGGCCGUGCGCCGUUGCCGCGGCGACGUCAGCUUCGUGCUGAAGACGGACGACGACGUCGUCGUGAACACGCACCGUCUGCUGCCGUACCUGUCGUCGCUCCCGGCAACCGACGAGGCGCUGCUCUGCUACGUGAACAAGAACCCGAGGGUGUUUCGCGACGAGACGAAGUGGCGCAUCUCGCGCGCGCUCUACGCAGCCGCCACGUACCCGGACUACUGCGCGGGGCCGGCGUACGUCGUCACGCCCCGCGUCGCCGCACGACUCUUCGACGCCACGCUCGCGAUCCGCCCGAUGUUCGUCGACGACGUUCUUGUGUCGGGGAUCGCGCGCCUGCACGCGGGCGUGCGUCUCAUGCGCGCCCCCUACCAGCUGCGCCCCGCUGACUUCACGAUGUGGGAGCCGGACCCCCUCGCGACGUUCGCCCGGGCAGCGGAGGACGGUGGCGCCCUCCCGAUGUUUGGCGCAUUGCAGGGUUACGCGGGUGACAACAAGACGGACGUGAUGCGAGCGAUCUGGGACGUGAUUGAGGCGACGCAGCGCCGCCGCCGCGGGUGA
Messenger RNA from Priapulus caudatus, 1086 nucleotides. RefSeq names its product lactosylceramide 1,3-N-acetyl-beta-D-glucosaminyltransferase-like. NCBI's taxonomy places the organism in Eukaryota, Metazoa, Priapulida, Priapulimorpha, Priapulimorphida, Priapulidae. Gene Ontology annotation, cellular component: membrane. Gene Ontology annotation, molecular function: hexosyltransferase activity. The coding region runs from base 1 to 1086 and encodes 361 amino acids. The record is from RefSeq and is a predicted model, not a curated record. The transcript has a single exon.